GCCCGGCGGGCCGGGGAAAGACUGACAUGAGCCCGGCCGGACGCUGGGCCCUCCUGCUCGUCUCUCUACUGCAGUCCGCCGGAGGGAGGCCCCAUCUGGCCCCUCCCCAGAACGUGACACUGAUGUCCCGGAACUUCAGUGUGUACCUGACAUGGCUCCCAGGGCCUGGCAACCCGCAGGACGUGACCUAUCUCGUGGCUUAUCAAAGCUCCGCAACAACCCCCAGACGGUGGCGGAAAGUGGGAAAGUGUGCAGGAACCAAAGAGCUGACAUGCUCUCUGAUGUGCCUGGAGAAGCAGGACCUAUUCAACAAGUUCAAGGGGCGUGUGCGGGCGGUUUCCCCCAGCGCCAGGUCCACCUGGGUGGAGUCCGAGUACCUGGAGUACCUUUUUGAAGUGGAGCCGGCCCCGCCUGUCCUGGUAGUCACUCUGACAGAGGAGAUCCUGAAGGUCACCGCCACGUACCAGCUGCCCCACUGCAUGCCCUCAUCGAAUCUGAAGUACGAGGUGGAUUUCUGGAAGGAGGCCACUGGGAACAAGACCCGACUUCCAGCCACCCUCCACGGCCAGGAAGUCCAGAUCCCCCUCCAGCCAGGUACCAGUGGGAACCACUGCGUUAGCGCCAGAACGAUCUACACCUUGGGCGAUCCUAAAUACAGCGAGUUCUCCAAGCCCACCUGCUUCUCCCUGGAGACCCCAGGAGUCAGCUGGGCGUCCCUGGUGCUGCUGCCACUGCUGUUGGCUCUCCUUGUGGCAUGUGUGAUCUGGAAGAGCUGGGUGAUCUGGAAGAGCUACGCGGGGAACCCCUGGUUUCAGCGGGCAGAGAUGCCACAGGCUCUGGGGCUGUUUCCAGGGGACCCAGUUAGAACAGUCAGGCUUCAGGAAAGCCUGCACUUCUGUUCUUGUCUCCUCUGCCCACAUCAGGACUUUUCUGGACACAGACACCCCGUGGCAACCUUUCAGCCCUGUGGCCCCGAGCCCCUGGAUGGCUUGACCCUCUGUCCCCAAAAGGAACUGACCAGAAGGAUCAAACUGACCUCCAGGGCCAGGGCCCCAGCCACCGUCCAGGCAGGAUCAGAGAAGGACGGUGCUAAGGAAGAGGACAGCGAGGAGGACACAGACGACAAUGUCAGCUUCCAGCCCUAUGUUGCACUCCCUCCUUUCCUGGAGCAGGAGCACCAGACCCCGGAGCAACCCGAGGAAGGGGUCCAGGUCAAAGGCUGUCCUUCUUCGGAUUCUUCAGACAGAAGCUGGGCCAGCACCGUCGGCUCCUCCCUCUCAGAUGGGGCUGGAUCCUCCGGCUACUUAGUCAAGAAGGGUCUGGACCGAGGGCUGGGUGAGGACAGGUCUGACCCUCUCCCACUCCCCAAAUUCUCCAAGGACUUGGGUUCCCUGAAAGAGCUCCAGAGAGAUGACCCCUCCUCCUGGGCUGACUGGGGCUCCUCAUCACCAAGACUGAAACUGGUCCCCGGGGAGCCUCUAGUUUCUUUUCAGACACUGACCUUUGGCUGGGACAGCAGCACCGAGGACAGGGAGGAGGAGGAGGAGGAAGAGGGUGGGAGCGAAUCAGAACUUGAGGACACCAGUGCUGGCAGCUGGGGGACUGACAGCCUUCAAAGGAGUAGGACACUGGGGCAUUACCUGGCCAGGUGA
Molecule: messenger RNA, 1652 nt
Organism: Artibeus jamaicensis (Jamaican fruit-eating bat)
Lineage: Eukaryota; Metazoa; Chordata; Mammalia; Chiroptera; Phyllostomidae
Gene: IFNLR1
Product: interferon lambda receptor 1
Exons: 7
Coding region: 27-1652 (541 amino acids)
Molecular function (GO): protein binding
Source: RefSeq, a predicted model, not a curated record